AAACGAUAAGAGCUGGCGCGGCGGACGAGAGCGCCGCUGCGGAUAAACACGGUUCCAGUAACCUCGAGCAGUCAGUGCAUUGUGACUCGUUGGAGGGUGCGGAACUCAAGCAAAAAUUUGAGCGAAAAUGACAUUAUUUGUGUUCUAUUCUGUACUUCAUAGUUUGCUGUGGGCAUCGUCCUACGGCGCUGGAUAUGUUGAGAGCGGCGUGACGGCGGGCGAGGCGGCGCCGCGGUUCGAGCCGCAGGUGGCGAUGGUGUGCGCCGGCCGAAGCCAGUACUACGCGCAGUACAUGACGGAGACCGGGCGGUGGCUCACGGACGCCAACUCGAAGGUCACUUGCCUCAAGGACAAGGUGGACAUCCUGCGCUAUUGCAAGCAGGUGUACCCAGAACGCGACAUCACCAACAUCGUUGAGUCGUCACACUAUUACAAGGUGCCCAACUUCUGCCGAAUUGGUCAUGCCAAGUGCAAAGCCUCUGCCUGGGUCAAGCCCUACCGCUGUCUUGAAGGAUCCUUCCAGUCGGACGCCCUGCUGGUGCCAGAGGGCUGCCUCUUCGACCACAUCCACAACCAGUCGCGAUGCUGGGAGUUUGACCGCUGGAAUACCACAGCAGACCAUGCUUGUGGGGCACGUAGGAUGACCCUGAAGUCCUUUGCCAUGCUCCUGCCAUGUGGGAUUGACGUGUUCUCUGGCGUGGAGUUCGUAUGCUGCCCCAAGAACUACAAAGGCCAUGGCAAGGCCCGCCCCAUGGAGGUGGAGGAGCCAGUGGCGCUGCCGCAGGUCGACCGCCGGGCGCACCAGCCAGAAGCAGCCAAUGCUGCCGCUGCCACCACCACCAUGCCCAAGAUUGUCACGACCACACCUUCACAGGAGGUUGGCACUCGCGAUGAGUAUUUCAGCCGCUUUGACCCACAUGAGGAGCAUGAUGCUUUCCGCCGUGCUGAGCAGAGGCUGGAGGAACGCCAUCGUGAGAAGGUCUCCAAGAUCAUGAAGGAAUGGUCCGACCUGGAGGAGAGAUACCAGGACCUGCGCGCCAAGGACCCCCGUGGAGCCGAGGAAUUCAAGCAUCGUAUGACCCAGCGCUUCCAGCAGACCGUUGAGGCAGUGGAGGCUGAGAAUGAGGCUGAGAAACAUCAACUAACAGCACUCCACCAGCAGAGAAUUGUGGCUCACAUCAAUGAGAUGAAGAGGGAAGCCAUGACAUGCUACACACGAGCCCUUGCUGAGAAGCAGCCCAAUACACACAAAGUCCAGAAGUGUCUGCAGAAACUGCUCCGCGCUCUCAACAAGGACCGCCACCACACUGUGUCCCACUACAAGCACCUUCUCAACUCAGACUACGAGGCUGCAGACCGCGAGCGUGAUGCCACCUUGCAGCAUCUGAGCGACCUGGAGCGCAUGGUCAACCAGUCUCUCAACAUGCUUGCCAGACACCCAGACCUGAAUGCAAAGAUUGGCCGACUAAUGCGUGAGUAUGCAGCUGCUCUCCGAAGCAAGGACUCCACACCACCUGAACUGUCCACUCAUGCUCCCAAAUACCUCUCCAGUGAAGUGGAGACUGAUGACGAAUCAUCAGCUGAUGAUGCUACCAAGUUAGAAGAUGACAUUGAGGAUGGAGAUGAUGAUGAUGAGGACUCUAAGGAAGCAGACAGUGAUGAUGAGGAUGAUGAGGAUGACUCUAGUGUGGACGAGACCUACCCCGAGCAGGUUGAGCAGGACAGCAGCAUGACCCAGCCCAGCCGUGAUCAGCAAGAGGAGGUAGAAAGUGAGUCAGUCAGCCAGGAGCCUGUGGAACUUGACACCCCCACAGUGGACUCUGGCAUGAGGGUGGCUUCUCCAGUGCCCAAUGCCUCAGCCUCCCCUGAGCCUGUGCUCCUCCACCAUGUUGAUGAUGUGCAUGUGGCCCACGCACAGCACCACCAGAUCUCCCACUCGCAGGCUAGCUACAGUGUGACCCGCGAGACCUCAGGAAGUGAGGGCCGUGGUGUUUACUUUACACUUGCCUUUGCUGGCCUAGCAUUGAUGAUGGCCAUGGUAGUAGGCAUCGUGGUGCUCCGUCGAAGGAACAACAGCAAUCCUCAUAACCAGGGCUUCAUGGAGGUUGACCAGGCCAUCACACCCGAGGAAAGGCAUGUGGCCAACAUGCAGGUCAAUGGAUACGAGAACCCCACUUAUAAAUACUUUGAGGAGAAGUAAAGCAGGGAAGAAAGAGGCUUUCGGAAGCCUCGUCCCAUAAAUGAAUAAAUAGAUACAUAAAAAAAAUAAUAAUACUUAAUAUUAUAUGUAUAGAAUGGAAAAAAAUUAAAGAAAAGAAGGGUUGGGAAGCCAGUCGUCCGGCUGUUCCCUUCAUCAGACACCUGUAGAACGGCUGGAAAUUAGUCUGUGGAUGGAGACCUUGCACAAGGACCCUCAUCAAGAAAGGGUCAGUUAGCAAGUUUGAUUUUUACAUAAACAGUAUAGCGAUUAGUAGAUGAAUAAAAAAGAAAACAAAAAAAAAAAGGAAGGAAAAGAGAGGAAAAGGAAUAUUUGGCUUAUUUGAAGAACAAGGAACAAAAGGGAUUGUAUGAGUGACAGGUGCUGAUCGCUAGUAUGCAUCUCCGCUGACGUUAUAUUAUCACCAAUGGUCGCGGUUCCUCUGAUAUAGGUGAGGUUAAGUUGUCUGAAAGGAAUGCAAGGAGGUGUUUUUUAAUCUUCCUUUUUUUCACUAUUUGGCUCCACCCAAAAGGACAGAAACAGUAACUACUAUUCCUAUUUGGCCUAUAAGCUCUUCUAUACACAAUUGCAGCUCUUCCUUUAGAUCUUUAGUUUUAUUUUGAUUUGAUUUAUUUUUUUAUUUUUUUAUUUUUUUUUAUAGCAAAAGGUACUUUGGAAACCAAGUACUCGUUGAAUUAGAGUCAUUAUAAUGCUGUGCAAAGCCAUACAUUGAAGUUGCUUUUUUCAGACGAACUUUCCUUUCCGUACCACAGGGGGAGUCAACCCGGGCCAUUAGUGAUGGGUCAAAGUGAUUGUUUUCGAAGGUCACAUGAAUCUCAAAGCCUUAGAUUAUAUUGGUUAUAAGUCGCCAACACUCCUGCAAGUAUGGGUGAUGCAUCGUGUCCAUCUUAGUAUAAAAUAAUUUGUUCUGAUAGAAGAAGAAAAGCAGAUAGGUUUUAUGCUUUUUAAGAUAGUCUAACCCUUUACAGAAUAUUGGCCGCUGCGGUUGUAAAUCAUCACUACCUUUCAAUUAAGAAAAAAAAACAAAAUUAGCUGUUCUGGGUGCUUGGUGUGUGUUUUGAUAUUGGUUCUCGUCGUUGAGAGCAGAUACGUACCAAAUUAUACUUUUUCUACACAUCUUUUAUUUUUCUCACUUUUUCUAAUCAAAAGUAAAGAAAGAGAUGAAUAGAUAGUUUGGUUGAUGAAUAGCAGCUUUCCUCCUCCUUGGGGUAGAGAGUGGAGUCUCGCCACUUCUGUACACAGUGAGGAAAGGGAUUAUUCUGUCUUUUCUUCUUUGUUUCCAAAAUAAAAACCCAAGAUUUUGAACACCGCCCAAAAGCCCAGGGUAGCUGAUGGAGUAGCUUAUGACGGGUCGGUCGCCACGUGAAAGGGGAUUCUGUUCUAUACGCGCACGUGUAUGACGGAGUCUUUUUUUGGGACAUGGCACCUGAAUUGAGUGGUCUUUUUUAAUGCAUUAUUUUGAUGCAGUUCAGCAAAAAAAAAAGAAGAAAAAUCCCACCCCUCCUUUUCCCCCUUCCUUUCCCUUUUCCCCUUCCCCCAUUUCAAGUUUUUAUUCUAUAGGAGAAAUUUAUAUUUUUGUCACUCCCCUCUCAUCAAGGUGCCGGUUAGAUACUUUUUUUAUGUUACAAAGUCCACUGUAGAUCUCUAGAUCUGUAAAGAUUUUUUUACAUAUACAUAUAUACAGUAUAUAUAAUAUAUAUAUAUUUUUUAUCAUUAUUUACUUUUAAUAUGGUUAUUUGUCUUCUAAUUGACCAUCAUGAAGUGAAAAAAAUUAAGCUCCUUUCAAUUGCAAAUGUCGAGAAUAUUUGGCUUAUAUGUGUACAGCAAAGUAAUGCUUUAGUUCUGAUGUAAACAAACUUAUAUUUCAUACCUCCUCAUAACUCAAUAUUUAUGAUGGUAAUUACCUAGUGCACUAUUGUAAUUGUGUUAAGGCUAUAUUAUGUGGAAUCUCUAAUGGUUACAAAAAAAUGAUAAUAAAAAAUGAGAAAAAGAAGAAGAAAAAAAAAGAGAGAGAAAGAGAGGUGGUGAAGCCCUCUCUGAUAAUGUUUAUUAUCGGAGAGGGUGGGAAACUUGGAUAAAGUAAUUCUACAUCUUUUCUCCAUAUGUCUGUACGUACACAUGUAAGUGUUGCCGUACGUACGUACACGUGUAAGUGUCGCUGCUUGCCUUCAGUAAGCUGUUGUCGAAAUUUCUAGGCAAGGUUUCUUUAACACAUACUUCCGCUCAUGUUUUUUUAUUUUUUUACUUUUUUGUUUCCUCUUUUUAUUCCUUCCCGUGUGUCGGUCGGCCAGCAGCUUUUGAGUCUUUGCACAGGAUGUCAUGUUCCAGCUUAGGGUUGGCACGAAUACGAGUGCUGACGGAACCAACCAUCUGCCAACAAGUCAACCGACACGGUGUUAGCAAAGCCUGUUGGCACGUGGUGGGGAUAAGCUGUCUCUUUUUUUUCUUCUCUCUCAAUGGUGUUCUAAGAUAAAAGGGCAGUUAAGAUAAAGUAACAAACACUUCUUUCAAACAAAAUAAGAUAAAAUAUAUGAUAAUGUCUUGGGGGAUUUUUUAAAAUAUAUCAUUCAGAGCAAUUGCUGCAGUUACAAGACAACUUGACUUCUAAACUAAACUCCAUAUAUAAAUAUAAAUAUAUAAAUACAUACAUAUGAAAAUUGCGUACCUCUUCUUUGCCAUAUCCUGUUUGUUUCUCGAUUAGCCAUUCCUCAUUUAUGAUAUACUUGAUCGUGUAUCCGAGCUAACGAUUUCCUCUGCAUUCCCCUUGUUUUUCCUCCAUUCUAUGUUCUAUGGUAUAUAUGCUAUAGUUUGUUGUUUAAUCAUAGAGGAGCAGUACAUAAAAGCUACUUUCCCUUGCCACUCACAGCAUAUACCUAGAUAUAUAUUGAAGCAUGUACAUAAAGAGUGGUGCAGGGUUCGUGUCGUAUCAUAGAGUUGUAUCAUUUUAUACUACCAGACUUUUUCUGUAGUUACAGUUGCUCUUCAUGACGCAGGAUUUUCCCAGGAGUUAUUUUUGAUUUUUAAGUUUUCUUUUCUGGUGUUAAGGUCAUUUUUUUGUUUUUGUUUUCUUUCUUUUUUUUUUCCUUUUUUCUUCCCUCCCCCUUUUUGCAUACAUAUUUUUCUUUCUCUCUCUGCCUCCCGUUUUUUAUUGCCAACUUCUUAAUUGUUCACCUCUAUAUACCUGUCUAUAUAGUGCCAUUGUAAAAAAAACAAAGCAAAACUUUGUUUUUCCUUUUGUUCUUUUUUGUUAUUAUCACCUUUUAGUUUUUUUCCCAAUUUUAAAAGAACUGGAUAUUUUAUCUGCUAAUUAUAAGUUUUUUUUUUUUUUUUUUUUUUUUUUUUUUUUUUUUCUUCCCAAUUUUUUAUAGCAUUAUGAUAAGUGUCUAGUUCAUGGGUCACAAAUUGUUACAUUCCCGUUUGCAUUGUCUUGCGUUGCUCAUCGCUGAGGAGAAAACCGUCAUUGUAGAACUUACUUGCUAGGCUGUAAAAUGGAGUCACAAUUAGUUCUAGUAAGUAAUGAUAUUUACUGUGAAUGAGAGUAAGUGCUUCUUCUUUGUGGAAGUCAAGUGUGCAACAAAAAAAUAAUAAUAAUAAAACAAAAAAACCCGACAUGUAGCUAUUGCUACCAGGUGUUUUCGAGUGUCAGGCUGCGUCCCCUGUAAGGUGGGAGGGUUUCUGGUUUUUCUUUGUUUUUUGUUUUUUUUUACAGUUAUUAACUUUAAGAUCCAAUUUGGUCAUUCAGCAUUCUGUGUAGGGUUCCAUUAUACCCAAGAAAUGUGCAUAUUUUAGGGGUGGCAGGUUUGCGGCAUUUGUCCGAAAAAAAAGCAAAAAAGAAAAAAACUUGGCAGUCUCUGAAAUAUGACUUGAACUAAACUUUUUCUUGAAUAAUGGUUAAGAAUAGGAUAACAAAAUUAUUAAUUGGUAAAAAGAAAAAUGCUUAAAAAAAAAAAACUAAAUUUAAUUCCCUCACAAGGACUCUCCUUUCAUGCUGUGGACACUGUCUUUAGUGUUCUUUAACCACUGUAGCUUAAAGAGUCUGUAUGUCUCACACAAUAGCAGGUUAAGUGAUAUUGUCUUGCUCUCAUCUCCCUUGGCGAAAUGUAGCACAGGUCAUCGUACCGCACUAUAGUGUUCUGGCAGCUAUUUUUAAUGUGUUCUUCAUGGUAAUGAGGACUUGAGAUGAUUUGAAAUGAUACUAUGAUAAUGAUAAAGAUAAGAAAAGGUAAAAAAAUGUAAGCAUUUUUUAAAUCAAAUUGUAUCUCGCAUAGUCACAAGACAUACGGCCUCGGGAGUUGGGAUUAUAUACUUGAUCUGAAGUAAAUGUACCAAAAAAAUGGUAAA
Messenger RNA from Penaeus monodon (black tiger shrimp), 6559 nucleotides. It is a transcript of the gene Appl, whose product is annotated as amyloid-beta-like protein. Gene Ontology annotation, cellular component: neuron projection; neuronal cell body; membrane. Gene Ontology annotation, biological process: axonogenesis; central nervous system development. The transcript has 12 exons. The record is from RefSeq and is a predicted model, not a curated record. The coding region runs from base 128 to 2200 and encodes 690 amino acids. Gene Ontology annotation, molecular function: transition metal ion binding; heparin binding. NCBI's taxonomy places the organism in Eukaryota, Metazoa, Arthropoda, Malacostraca, Decapoda, Penaeidae.